GCUAAAGUUGUUUAUCGAUUGCUGAAUUUUUUUAUGUCUUCUCAAAUUUGAGAGCUGGAUGCAAAAACAUUUAAAUUUCGAGAUGCAAAGCCUUUCCAGUUUUGGUAAGCAUAAAAAGCGAGAAAGGUCAAUAAAAAGGUACCGGGAUCUCUGAGCAAUCACAUAAAGUGUCAAAACUUAUAUCCAACAACCAGUUUAAUGCAGAUGAUACACAUUAGAGAACCCCUAUCAAAUAAUCUAAAUUGAGAUCCAUAACAGUUAUAAGAAGC
Chironomus riparius is the source of this 269-nucleotide messenger RNA. The record is from the annotation of a GenBank genome assembly. NCBI's taxonomy places the organism in Eukaryota, Metazoa, Arthropoda, Insecta, Diptera, Chironomidae.